CUCAAUCAGCUCCACGCUAGCGAGCGAGAGAGAGAGAGAGAGUGGUGUGUCGACAGCUUUCUUAGUCUGCAAGUCUUCGUCUUCUCCCCUGCUUCCCCCCCGCCCCCCCCCCCCACACACACAUUGAAAUCCCGCUUCUCUGUAUCCCUUUCUGUAAAUCAUCGGUUUUCAAAAAGUUCUGGUUUUUGGGUUUGUUUUUCAAAAACAAAAGAAAUGGAUCGAAAGCAAACUUAAACUGAGGAUCUCUCGAAAGCCAGGUGUUUUCCAGAAUACAGUAGAUCCACUUUUCUGUUUACACAUGUGUUCUCCGUUGUAUUCGUUUUCUUUUUCUUUCUUGGAAUUUAAUUGACAUCUCUUUUUCUUUCUUUCUCCUGAUCAGCCGGGUGGGUUAAUUUUUGUGUACCCAAAGGUUGGUCGACCAAAGAGGCUACUUUUUUUUCCCAAACCUCUUUGUUAAUUUCCUUGCAAAAAGUGAAAACAUUAAUGAAUUGUAGUUGUGUUUCUAUGUUGCUGUGUUUUGUUUAGGAUUAUUAGCACCUGGGUCUUAGAAUUUUGGUUAAGAAACAGGUGGGUUUUUUGUUAUAUAAUUUUUAUUGGAUUUCUGUGACGUUGAAUGGCAGCUACAAUGGAGUUUUGGAGUAGCGAAACAGAUUUCCUAGAAGAGUCCCAUCCGGUUAUGGCCGGUGGUGAGCUCAUGGAAGCACUCGAACCUUUUUUCAAAAGUGCUUCCCCUUCUUCUUUUCCUUCUUCUCCUCCUCCUCCUCUUCCUAAUUUUGCUUUUCCGAAUUCUGCUUCUUCUUCUUAUUCUACAGUUCAAUCUCUCCCUCCUCCUCCUACUUCCCCUUACUUUACUCCUCUCUACAGUUCUGGCAAUUCGUAUUCCUCCAUGGCUAUGUCAAGCCAGCCCAUGCCAGGCCCAGACGGUUGCUCUUCAUCGCCGGCCCAUAUGUUUUUUCAAGGGUUUUCGGUCCAUGAGCAAUCAGGCCCGUUUGGGCUUGGCGGGCUUGGUCCAAAUCAUGCCCAACAGAAUCAUAAUCAAAUCAGCUUCCAGCAACAGCAACCGGUAGCGCUGGGCCCAAGGCCCGUUACAAUGAAGCAAGUUGGCUGUCCUCCAAAGCCCAUAAAACUCUACAGAGGGGUUAGGCAAAGGCACUGGGGCAAAUGGGUCGCCGAGAUCCGGCUGCCCAGGAACCGGACCCGACUCUGGCUGGGCACCUUCGACACAGCCGAGGAGGCCGCGCUGGCGUACGAUACCGCCGCGUACAAGCUCCGGGGCGAAUCCGCCAAGCUCAACUUCCCCAAUUUCCGCCACUCCGGCGAGCACAACCCGCUGCACGCCACCGUCGCAGCGAAGCUCGAAGAUGCCUGCCGGAGCUUGGCCGAAGGGAAGAGCCUCGACGCCAAGAAGAAGCCGCCGUCGUGGUCAAAGCUCCCUCCGGAAGCAGCACCGGCGAGGGCGGUGGUGGAAGGCGGCGAGAAUGCAAACUCGUCUGAGUGUGAAGAGUCGUCGAACGGGUCGGACCUCGGGCUCCCGGAUUUUACGGAUGAGGACCCGGCUUGGAAUUCGUCGCUAGUAUUGCAGAAGUGCCCAUCUUCGGAGAUUGAUUGGGCUUCUUUAUAGAAUUCUCUUAUCUUAUGGCCGAUGCAAUGAAAUUUUUGACAAUUGCAGGGCUUAUCAUUCUCCAUGUUUUUUUUUUUUUUUUUUGUGCAAAUUUAAAUGUAAUUUAAUUGUGGGUAGUUUUAGUUUUGAUGCUUAGGAAUUUAUUAUUAUGUUAUUAAUAUAUAAUAAUAAUUGAUAUGAGGAUAGUAUCGUAAUAAUCUCCACCAAGGUCAGCUGGUUUUUUCUUUGCUAGGCCAGGGUGUGGGUCAUAUUGUCUAGGUUCUAUUUUUUGUGUAAUUGAUUUUUAUUAAUGCUAUUUAUUAUUUUACUUGUAAGAA
Molecule: messenger RNA, 1938 nt
Organism: Diospyros lotus (date-plum)
Lineage: Eukaryota; Viridiplantae; Streptophyta; Magnoliopsida; Ericales; Ebenaceae
Product: ethylene-responsive transcription factor RAP2-13-like
Exons: 1
Coding region: 614-1621 (335 amino acids)
Biological process (GO): regulation of DNA-templated transcription
Molecular function (GO): DNA-binding transcription factor activity; DNA binding
Source: RefSeq, a predicted model, not a curated record